ACUGUGGGAGGUUUGUUUACCUCUGUUGCAAUGGCGACCAUCACUGAACUCAAGUGUGCUGUGAGGGACACGCUGGAGUCCCGGGGUGUGCUGGGCCAGCUGAAGGCUCGUAUCCGGGCGGAGGUGUUCAGCGCCCUGGAGGACCAGCGGGAGCUUCGGCCCCCCCUGUCCCACCAGAACCUGCUGAUCAACGAGCUGAUCCGGGAGUACCUGGAGUUCAACAAGUACAGCUACUCUGCCUCGGUGCUCACUGCCGAGGCGGGACAGCCUGAUGUUCCCCUGGACAGACAGUUUCUGGCAAAUGAGCUGAAAGUGGCAGAAGACGCAAGCUCCAAGUCUGUACCUCUCCUUUAUGGGCUGGUGUCACAUUUCCUGAACAGCGGCGGUUCUGAUGGAAAGACUCUUGUGCGAGGUGCGGCUGCUGGCAGCUCAGCUCCUGGACCUGACGUCUAGAAUAUGCAGAGUCACUGUGGCGACCUCUAAAUACAGCUUCUGCAGCACAUUGCUGGACUCAUCUUGAUGCCCUUUGUACAGAGUUUAUCCUCAAAGUUUUCCACAGGUAGCCCCGCAUCGAGUCGAUCAUUGGAUUGACUUCGUGGUGCUGCUUCGAGUUCGCCAACCUGUUAUUAGCUUAAAGUCAUGUUCAUCUGUUUUUUAUUGCAUUUUAUAAAUAUUGGAUAUUUUAUGCUCUGUUUUAGUAUUGUAAAAUAAAUGUUCUUCUAUUAGA
This is a messenger RNA of Salarias fasciatus (jewelled blenny), 727 nucleotides long. It is a transcript of the gene cep20, whose product is annotated as centrosomal protein 20. Gene Ontology annotation, cellular component: centrosome; ciliary basal body; motile cilium. The transcript is spliced from 4 exons. Gene Ontology annotation, molecular function: protein binding. Bases 31 to 453 code for a protein of 140 amino acids. The record is from RefSeq and is a predicted model, not a curated record. Lineage: Eukaryota; Metazoa; Chordata; Actinopteri; Blenniiformes; Blenniidae. Gene Ontology annotation, biological process: cilium assembly; microtubule anchoring.